Molecule: messenger RNA, 1783 nt
Organism: Drosophila suzukii
Lineage: Eukaryota; Metazoa; Arthropoda; Insecta; Diptera; Drosophilidae
Product: facilitated trehalose transporter Tret1
Biological process (GO): transmembrane transport
Cellular component (GO): membrane
Molecular function (GO): transmembrane transporter activity
Source: RefSeq, a predicted model, not a curated record
GUUCUACGUGAUAUGUAGAAAUUUACUCAAUCGAAGAACAUGGGAAUCUGGAGCAAGCGCGUUCGUUGGCAGUUGAUUUCCACGUUGACCUUGUGCCUUAUGUCGAUAACUCAUGGAAUAUCCCUGGGAUGGUUCUCACCUACUCUCCCCCUCCUGAGGUCCAAAAAUAGUCCGGUUGGUCCAAUUGACGUUAGCGAGGUAAUGUGGAUCGGCGCUAUGUUUGGUUUUGGCUCUCUGCUUUGUAAUGUAUUUAUUUGCUUCCCGAUCGCAUUAUUUGGACUUAAGAAGUGCAUGUAUUUCGCGCCCAUACCAAAUGUGAUAAACUGGAUUUUAAUCUACUUCGCAAACAAAUCAGUAUAUCUGCAUGUGGCUCGUAUUUUGUUGGGAAUAUCUGGUGGCACUAUGAUAGUUUCCUUCCCUAUAUUUAUCGCGGAAGUAUCUGAUAAUAACGUCAGGGGAACUUUAAGUUCUUUUUUUAUGCUGACUCUCUGCGGCGGCCUUACUUUAGGGUUUGUAAUGGUUUAUUACAUAUCCUACCAUGUGCUACCAUGUGUCGUCAUUCUCCUGCCCAUUGCCUUUUUCUGUCUCCUCAUUCCUUUUCCGGAGCCGCCACAAGAUUUGCUGAAACGGGGUCGUGUGGAAAAGGCCGAGAGGUCCUUUUACUUCUACAAGAAUUUGUCUAAGGACCCGACCAAACAAGACGAAAACAAAGAGCAGUUCAUAAUUUAUCGGGACAAAGCUCUAGGCGGCGGCAUUCAAGAAAAGGUUAAAAUUUCAGAUUUCUGUACCAAGGACUCGGCAAAGGCUUUCUCCCUGAUCGCUGUCCUGCUGGUGUGCAAUCAGAUGUCUGGAUCUUUUGCCAUCUUCAACUACGCGUCGUCCAUCUUCGCACAGCUCGGCAGCAGAAUGGAACCGAAUAAGUGCGCCAUUUUUCUGGGUGUCGUGCAGCUUUUUGGCCUAGCCAGCGCCGUAAUACUGGUGGAUCGAGUGGGUCGCCGAUGGCUGUUGAUCCCAUCGCUGGCCGGGAUGGGUCUGGCUGAGCUCGGUGUGGGUCUACUAAAGACCCUUGCCUCGCAGGACUAUUUGAAUACCCAUUUCUGGAUUGCGCUGACUUUAAUGUGCAUUGCGGCUUAUACGUCAUCGGUGGGUGUGGUGGCUCUGACGUUUGUCAUUAUCGUCGAACUUCUGCCAUUUAAGAUUCGCGCACCAGGCGUCUCCCUAAGCAUGUGCGGACUAAGUUGCGCAGUAUUUAUGGCCCUCAUGACGUAUCCCGUGAUGAUCAACAAGUAUGGAGUGCAUAUCACAAUGUUCAUGUCGGCAGGUUUCUGCCUUGUGGGCUUGAUAGUGCUGGGCGUAUUUUUGCCUGAGACCAGAGGAAAGAGUCUGACCCAAUAAUGGGUUACUAAAACCAGUGCACUUCGAUUUCACUUUUUUUUAGAUAAGUGACAAUCUGCUGCGUUUGGUAAAAUCGGUCCUUAGUGACAGAUUGCUAUCAUAAUGAUAAAUUACUUUAACCUAAUAAUAAUAAAUGGAAACAACCAAAUAGCUGCAAGAUAAAAAUUGAAUGGUGUGCGAAUUUCAAGGCCUGUUGAAAUAAGCUUCCAACUUAAUUGAUGUCAUAAUAAUUAUUCCCCUGUUGCCAUUUUCCGUUGAUAAGAAAGCAUACAAAAGUGGGAUAUCUGUUCCAUUUUUAUCUUCAGCCCCUGGUUAAAAUAUCAUGUUGCCAGAAUAUACUUUCGUGAUCGACAUACUGUUAAAAAGUGAAAAUUUAAAAAGCAUCCAU